Lepus europaeus (European hare) is the source of this 798-nucleotide messenger RNA. RefSeq lists its product as uncharacterized. Lineage: Eukaryota; Metazoa; Chordata; Mammalia; Lagomorpha; Leporidae. The coding region runs from base 68 to 778 and encodes 236 amino acids. The record is from RefSeq and is a predicted model, not a curated record. The transcript is spliced from 5 exons.
CCAGAGGCUGCCCCGAGGAGGGCACCAACCAAGCCUCUGUCUCCCUCAGUCUCCCAGGAGCCGACGAAUGGCCCACUCCAAGUCAGCUCUGCGGCCCGCUGAGAAGCCCAAGGACCCUCAAGCCGCCGUGGAAGGAAGCACUGAGUCACCUUAUUCAAAGCAAAAACCGGACAAGGAUGUGGAGCCCACCGUCACGUUCCUGUCUACGCUCCUGAACACGCCUGAGCCCGCUGAGCCCACACUCCCCGACCCGGACUUGGAGAUCCAAGAGAAGCGGUUCCUGGAUCAGGAGGACUGGGGCUCCCAGCAGAUCUUGCGGGAGAUUAGGUGUUUGCAGGAUGACUGCGCGAGGCUCCAAGAAGCCCUGAAAACCAACCAAGUGGACAACCUGGACCUGAAGGAGAAGCUGCAAAACCUGCCUGCCUCCUUGUACGAGAGCCUGAAGGCGGGAGCCAAGGCCAUCCGGGCGGAAGUGAGCACCAUCCGGGCGGAAGUGAGGGCUGCUCAGGAGGAAGCCCUGGCCAUGCAGGAGGCCAUGCUGUCCCAGACGCACACACAGCAGCAGCAGGUGGGGAGGGAGGGCCGCCUGCCGGGCGCGGCGCGCUCAAGCUCCCUGCGCCUUUACCUGCAACCUCCCAGCUCCCGGAGGGCUGCGCGGCUCUUCCUGCUGCCCGAAGUUCCCCUGGACCACAGAAGCCAAGGUCAGCCCUGGCCAGGCCCCAGGCCGGAGACUGGACACCUCCUUGGGAAGGCUCUUGGUCAGUUAAAUCCUCCCUAGGCCCCAGCAAUAAACUUCAC